AGGAGACUGAGAGUGCGCACACAGAAAUUGUGCAAGCGCAACUGCACUCUGCACACGGAUCCUCUGUACAAUCCAACUCCAAACAACUCCAAACACUGUGUACAAACACACCUUCUGCAGCACUGUGGAGUCCUGCGUGCUCGCGCAGGCCCGGCCGGUGUGUGUGCGCGCGCGCUGGCUGACAGCGGAGCGCGUGUUUACGGUACAGGACGCGUCCGCUGCUGCUUUGGAGUGAUGGAGGUGAAGGACGAGCUGUCUGACUCUCGCUUCAGCCCCAGUAAAGCUUCCUGCAGUCUGAUAAAGUGGAGGAAGAGGGUCAAGUCUGAGUACAUGAGGCUGAGGCAGCUGAAGCGCUUCCGCAAGGCCGAGGAGAUGAAGUCCCUGUUUCAGACAAACAGGCGUAAAAUAGAAGGAAGGACCUACCUGUUGAAUGAGGAGUGGUCAAAACUGAGGGUCCAGUCCAUCCCUCUGUCCACACCAACUGGAAUAGUGACCAGCAAAAAGCAGUGCAUGGUGGAGUUCGGCUUCCCAUCGUUCCCCAGCCAGGCUGUUGCCAUGCGGCCCCUGACGACCGUUGCUGGGAUACCAUUCAUGUACUCCUGGUCCCCCUUGCAGCAGAACUUCAUGGUGGAGGACGAGACGUUUCUCCAUAACAUCCCGUACAUGGGUGAUGAGGUACUGGAGCAGGAUGAAGCUUUUCUGGAGGAGCUCAUUGAUAACUACGACGGAGUCCAUGGGGACAUAGAUGGAGGCUUCAUCAAUGACGAAAUAUUCAAGGAGCUGGUGGAGGCUCUCAGUCAGUAUUCGGACCACGAGGACGAGGAGGAGAGCACUGAGGAAGAGGAGGAACGAGCGCUGAGGAAAAGCACAGAAGAGAGCUCCGCCGAGAACACAGCCGGAUCUCCGACCCUGAAGAGGAAGAGGGAACAAACCACUGACGGCAGCGAACUUUCUGUCAGUAAGAAAAUCCCUAAUGAUAAGAUUUUCACUGCCAUCGCCUCCAUGUUCCCCUACAAAGGCACCACAGAGGAGCUCAAGGAGAAGUAUAAAGAUCUUCUGGAGCCGGCAAGUGCAGUGAAGCUUCCUCCUCUCUGUACACCGAACAUGGACGGGCCCUUCGCUAAAUCUGUUCAGAGAGAACAAAGUCUGCACUCCUUUCACACACUGUUCUGCCGCCGCUGCUUUAAAUACGACUGCUUCCUCCAUCCUUUCCACGCUUCUCCAAACGUCUACAAGAGAAAGACUAAGGAGAUCCGUAAAGAGACAGAGCCCUGUGGACUGGACUGCUUCCUACUACAGAAAGGAGCUAAGGAGUUUGCCGACCUGCACAUGCAGAGGACGCAGAGGUCCCGCCGACGCCGGCGUCAGCCUCGCCCCUCCAGCUCCACCAGUCCCAUACCGUCUGGAUCAUUUGAGGACAGGAAGGAGGGAGAGAGUGACCACGAGACCACCAGUUCUUCAGAGGGUAACUCCCGGUGUCCCACCCCCACCAAAAUAAGACAGGGCGAGGAUCUGAUGGACGAAAGCGAGUCCCUGUUACAGUGGAGUGGGGCGGAUGAAUCUCUGUUCAGGGUGCUGCACGGUACCUACUACAACAACUUCUGCUCUAUAGCUCGCCUCAUUGGUACCAAGACCUGCAAACAGGUAUACGAGUUUGCAGUGAAAGAGGCACUGAUUCAUCGUGUGCCUCUGGAGGAUGGAGGAAUCUCACCUCAGAAGAAGAAAAGAAAGCACAGGUUAUGGGCCAAGAUCCAGCUAAAGAAGGAUAAUUCGUCCAAUCAGGUGUACAACUAUCAGCCAUGUGACCACCCCAAGCACCCCUGUGACAGCUCGUGCCCGUGUGUUCUGACCCAGAACUUCUGCGAGAAAUUCUGCCAGUGUGAUCAAGAGUGUCAGAACCGUUUCCCAGGAUGCCGCUGUAAGACUCAGUGUAACACUAAACAGUGUCCCUGUUACCUGGCUGUACGUGAGUGUGACCCUGAUCUCUGUCUGACCUGCGGAGCUUCAGACCACUGGGACAAUAAACAGGUCACCUGUAAGAACUGCAGUAUCCAGAGAGGACUCAAGAAGCACCUACUCCUGGCUCCAUCAGACGUGGCAGGAUGGGGAACGUUCAUCAAGGAGCCAGUUCAGAAGAACGAGUUCAUUUCAGAGUACUGCGGAGAGCUGAUUUCUCAGGACGAGGCUGACAGACGAGGCAGGAUCUACGAUAAGUACAUGUCCAGCUUCCUUUUCAACCUGAAUAACGAUUUUGUUGUGGACGCAACACGGAAAGGGAACAAGAUUCGCUUUGCCAACCACUCCGUUAAUCCCAACUGUUACGCUAAAGUUGUGAUGGUGAACGGUGAUCACCGUAUUGGGAUCUUUGCCAAGCGGUCCAUUUUGCAAGGAGAGGAGCUCUUCUUUGACUACAGGUAUAGCCAGGCGGACGCUCUCAAAUACGUGGGCCUGGAGAGAGAGGUGGACGCUGUGUGAUGUCACCCAGUCGUCUGGUAAUUCUCUUACAGCUACCCACAAUGCACAUCUGCUCAAUAACCCAAGACUUCGGUUCUGUUGCAGUCGACUAGAUCUGUCUGUGUUAAUUAUUAGUAAAUUAUUAGCAUCCUUCUGUUACUCUUCUCUUUCUCCAAUCAUGGUUUUUAGUUCAGCUCAUCUGUGACAGAACGAUUUCUGCAUGGUCAGUUAUUAAACUCGUCAUGUUGUGGUAAAUAUUUACACAUUUAGGAAUCACUCACAGGUCUGGCAUCAAUAUAAACUCAACAUACUGUACAGUACAACAGCAGAAACUCAGAACUCUUCGUGUGGCUGUUUGUUCUGGUCGGUUUGUUCAUCAUGAGCAUCAGUUGUGUUCGAUGUCUUUGGCAAUAACAGAAUCCUUGUUGUGACGUUAGCUUCCUCCUGUAACCUGAAGAGCUUCACUGUUUUUCAAGUGCGUCCGUUAUCUUUACACACUUAAGAAACAAGUUAGUAAAAGACUAAAUUGAGUCGUUUUCGGUUUGUUUUUAAUUGUGUCCAGGUUGGUGAAUUUCUGUUGUGUAACAAUAAUUAGUGUUCUGCUAACAUACAGUUUUAAAUCAGCUGUGCUAACCUGUAUCUACCCUAGAUCUUUAGCUAAUCCAGUGCUAACUAGCCUAGCAAUUUCUGAGUAUUUACUACAAACAUAACUAUUAAUAAUAAGACUUAAGCUUGCUAGCUAAUCCAUGCCAGAUUUCAGGUAUAUCUAUUACAGUAAGUAACCAUACGAGCCGACAAAGUGAAUGUGCACUUUGAGCUAAAGAUUAACGUCAAUCAUUUCUACAAGUAACGUAACGUCUACAUGACUUCUUUUCAACAUUUUUACUUAAAAAGAGCAUUUAAUAUCAGGUUCUACUCUAGUUGUUCCUUUUAUUGGUUAAAAAAAAACUAUACAGCCGAUAUACUGAGAAUGUGCAGUGUUUUGUCUGGGGAAGAUUUGACAAGGUAUGAUAACACAUUUAGCCUUCUAUAAUAUCAAAGAAUGGCAUUGUGGCUCGGUGGGUAGCACUGUCACCUCACAGCAAGAAGGUCCUGGGUUCGAUCCCCAGGCGGCAUGUUCUCCCCGUGUCCGCGUGGGUUUCCUCCGGGUGCUCCGGUUUCCUCCCACAGUCCAAAAACAUGCAGUCAGGUUAAUUGGAGACACUGAAUUGCCCUAAAGGUGAAUGGAUGUGUGUGUGUGUGUGUGUGUGUGUGUGUGUGUGUGUGUGUGUGUGUGUGCCCUGCGAUGGACCCCCAAAGAGACCCUAACUGGAUAAGCGGUUAAGAAAGUGAGUGAGUGAGUGAGUUUACACACUUUGGACAGACUAAACAAACUAAAGGUCCAACAUUUUUGGGUAUGACUGAUUUUGGGUAAACGUUUAUUUUUGAACUUAUCUUGUGUCUGCAGUCCAGAUCUGCUUCAUAUUGAACAUGUGGCGUGUUAUGAAGCACAAAAUAUGACAAAGGGCCACGUACAGCUACACAUUUGGCUGCUCAACAGACAAACGGGAAAAAAUGACUGGAUCUAAAUCUUAAAACUGGAUCUGUUGACGUCUUUAGUCCCCAAACAAGUAAAAGGAAAGUGAUAACAGUAAACAUUCAUUUGUCCCAAGUUUUUGGAACAGGUUGCAGACAUCACAUUUUAUGUAUUUAAUAUUUCAUUUUUAAUGAGAUGAAACAUUAAAUAUUGUGUUUUUGUGCGUUUUUAUUUCUUUUUUUAUUACAGAAUUUACUGCUUUCUGUCUUUAUUAUCACUUAUUUACAUUCUGUUACAGCUUUUACCUUCUCAAAUCUUCCCCUAAAACAGACCAACUAUUCAAUUAGUUUCAGAAUUAUUGGCACCCCUGCAGUAAUAAGCUGGGUAAAAAGAGUCAUUUAAGUGUUUUUGUGGUUACUUUGCUCAAUCUCACACUGAAAAUAUGAAAAGAACUGUUACAAGCAAAAUCACAUCAACAUAAAAAAUGAAGUAGCAUUUUUAUUUUUCAGGCUGAAUAUUUUGGAUAUUAUUAUUAUUAUACUUUAUGACUAUUUUAUAUUAUGAUGUAAUUGCUUCUUUGCCUACCUACUUAAGUCAACUGUAUAAAGAGAGAAUGGGAUAUAAUUUCAAAAUCUAUGUACAAGCAAGCAGGUAUGUGUAUAUUACAAGCAAAAUCCCAUCAACUUUACAGUGUCAUAAAAAUGAAGAAGCAUAUUUAUUUGUACUUAUUUAUUUGUCAGGGUUCACCAGAUUUAGGAACUCUUGAAUGGGUCUUAAAUAAAAAUGAAUUUAUUUUACUGGAUUAUGAAUAUGAGGUGAUACAAAGGGCGGAUUUGCUUUGUCCAUUUGUUACAAUAGGGAAAAUCAGGGAAUAUACAAAUGAAUUCUGUAUGCAAGCAGUCGUGUCAUUCAUGAUUUAAUGAAUGUAUCUUUUUUCAGUGUGAAAUUAAGCUAAUUAACCACAAACGGUCAUUUUGUCGACUUUUGUCGACCUCGUCUGUAAAAUGAUCCCAAUAAUUCGGCAGCUGACCAUAUCACAAACCAGGUACUGCGUCCUGUAUCACAAACUGACUGAUUUUGGUCUCCGUAUUUAACUGUUACAAGCGAGUCUUCCCUUCCUAAUUUAAUUCACGUGCCAAAAUACACUAGAAGGUCUAAAAGCUAAACUCUUAAAUGUUACUUGUUAAACAUUUCAGUUACCCUGUUUGUAAAAUAGCACUUUAUUGCAUAACCUUUAUAUAUGUAAAAAUACAUGAUUGGAUAUGACGUCCAAAAGAUCUUGGCAGUUGCGGCUAAAUAUAAUAUUAUUAUAUUUUAUUAUUAUUUUAUAUUAAUAAUAUGAUGUAGUUGCUUCUAUGCCCACCUACUUAAGCCAACUGUAUAAAGAGAGAAUGGGAUAUAAUUUCAGAUGUAUGUACAAGCAAGCAGUGUAUGAAAUGUGUAUGAAAAAUAAAUUUUUAAGCUACUUUAAAAA
This is a messenger RNA of Trichomycterus rosablanca, 5444 nucleotides long. It is a transcript of the gene ezh1, whose product is annotated as enhancer of zeste 1 polycomb repressive complex 2 subunit. The transcript has 20 exons. Lineage: Eukaryota; Metazoa; Chordata; Actinopteri; Siluriformes; Trichomycteridae. Bases 235 to 2475 code for a protein of 746 amino acids. The record is from RefSeq and is a predicted model, not a curated record. Gene Ontology annotation, cellular component: nucleus; ESC/E(Z) complex. Gene Ontology annotation, molecular function: histone H3K27 methyltransferase activity; protein binding; chromatin binding. Gene Ontology annotation, biological process: heterochromatin formation.